AUGUCUUCUGAUUUUGGCAUACCGACACCUCCCGCCUUCGAAUCGUUCGACGGAAAAGAUCAAUUCUUUCUUGAUAAUCCUUCAGUAUCGGAAAAAGAUGUUGAAAAGGAUUCGAAUAACAUUGAUCCAAUUGAUCAAUUAAUUUUAACCGCACCUCCUUCGGUACAUGAUAAUACUGAUGGUUCGGAUGAACCAUCAACUCCGACGAGUCCUGAUCCUGUCGCUCAAUCUGGUUCUCGAUAUCUUAUACAUAAUUCUUUUCUUUCUACUUUUAUUCCUCAAGUGGCUGCCGCUCAUCAAAUCAAGAUUCCUGAUUCUUAUUCCUUUUUAUCUCGUGCCACUUCGUCAGUUGAUUCUAUCGCUAGUACGAUUUCUUCAACUAUUUCAUCUAAAAGAAAACGUAAAGGUAUACCUCUUAGAUCACCUAAUCGUGAUGAUGUGGAAAGUGAUCCUGAACAAAUUGUUAAAGAUUCAACAAUUUCAACAAUUCAUCAAGAUAAAAUGAAAGGACCAACAGCAUUUAUUAUUCAUCGACCAGUUUUAUUACCAGAUAUUAUUAAAUCAUUUUCACAAGCUAGAAGAUCUAAAAUGAGAACUAGACCAGUUACAAGAGCAAAAAAUAAAAGAGAAAGUCAAGAAUUAGAAUUAUUAAAAUUAACAGGAUUAGAUCAUAUUAUUGAUACACCAGAUAAUAAUGGAACAAAUAAAAAUGAAGAAGAAACGGGAAUUAAUUCAUCACGUCGAGAUAAACAAAUUAAUCGAACAAAUAAUCAUAAUGGAAAUUUAACAUAUUAUCGAAAUUCUAAUCAAAGAAGAGCAUCUAUGUCAGUAUCAUCAUUAUCAUCAAUUCCUACAUCGGAAUUAAGUGAUUAUGAUCUUAACUCUGAUAAUUUUGGUGAUGAUGAAGAUGAUCCAGAUUUUGCUCCACCUACAAAGAAACGUAAAGGAGAACAUUCUUCAUCUAAAUAUUAUCCGAAUUCAUCGUCAUCUACAUUACAUAUGACACAUCGUAGAGAAUCGGGUAAUAAAACUAAAGUUUGUGCAAGUUGUAGAACACGCAGUACACCAUGUUGGAGACCUGGCUGGCGUCCAGAUCUUUUCUUGUGUAAUAGCUGUGGAUUAAGGUAUAAGAAGACGAAAUGUGUUUGCACGAAUUCAGAAUGCCGGUAUAUUCCACUCAAGUCUGAAUAUAAUGCAAUGUUCAAAAAACCAAAGAAUGGAGAUUCACCCGAUCUAAAGCGCUGUUGUAAAUGUGCGACAGUACUAUAA
Cetraspora pellucida is the source of this 1269-nucleotide messenger RNA. The record is from the annotation of a GenBank genome assembly. Lineage: Eukaryota; Fungi; Glomeromycota; Glomeromycetes; Diversisporales; Gigasporaceae.